CUGGAGGGAGGUUUGAACCGUCUCCGGUGAUGCCCACCACUUGUAUGAGAGAAUACUCCAGAGGGAUUGGAGGGACAAUGGGAAAACAAGUUCCUUCCUAUCAAACAAUAAACAAUGGGAAAUGUGGCGGAAAACAACUUUCUAUGGAAAUCACUUUCCAAUAGAAAAUAAAGGCUUUCUAUGGGCUUCUUUGCUCAGUUUCAUGGUGUCAUUCUUUCCUUUGGCACAUUCCUUUAGAAGCACUUGUGAUCAUCAGCACAGAUUGGUCAAUUCUAGCUUCAACGUGCUUCCCAACUCGGAAGAAGUCGGAAGACGAAGAUCAAACGCCCAAAUCAAUUUCAAAACGGAGAAUAUUAAUGAUAUUGGCACUUGGGUGCCAUCAGUUGAUAACUUCACCUUUCCGGCUAAUUCGGCUCCCUUUGCAUACUGUGACGCUUCCACUGUUGUUGAGGUGAGUAAAGAUGAAUUCUUGGUGGCAUAUUAUGGUGGCUCAGGUGUGGGAGCCUUUGAUGUAAAGAUUUGGACUCAACGUUACAAGAAUGGAGGUUGGAGUCCCCCUGUUGUAGCGGCUGACGAAGCAGAUGUCCCAAUGUGGAAUCCUGUACUGUUCAUGCUUCCUUCUCGUGAAUUGCUUUUGUUCUAUAAAAUUGGGACAAUGAUUCAACUUUCCGGCCAAUGUAUCAAAACAGACAUCAUGAGGUUCCCUGAAAAUUUAGCAGCUCUUGUGUGGAGCGGAUACAUGAUGAGAUCUUAUGAUGGCGGUUUGACAUGGACAAAAAGAGAACAGCUUCCUCCCGGUAUAUUAGGACCCAUAAAGAGCAAGCCUUUGUUACUAGAAAAUAGAACAUUGCUUUGUGGAUCUUCAGUUGAGAGCUGGAAUUCUUGGGGAGCAUGGAUGGAGGUAGUAUAAGAUGACAAGUGAUUCUGGUAGAACAUGGAAGAAGUAUGGACCGAUAUACAUUGAGAAUAACACUCUUGGUGUGACCCAACCUGUUCCCUACCAUGUCGCAAAUGGGACUUUGCGAGUUCUACUACGGUCAUUUACUGACUUAAAUAAAACUUACAUCUCAGAAUCCCGUGACAGUGGUCUGACCUGGGAUUAUGCAACACCCACUACUUUGCCGAACCAUAAUUCAGGAUUUGACGGUGUUAAAUUGAGUGAUGGUCGGCUCCUUGCAGCCUACACCACAUUCUCAAAAGAGGUUCUCAAAUUGGCACUUUCAGAAGACGAUGGAGGAUCGUGGCAUGAUGUUUCAACACUAGCGAAUACCCCGGGAAAGGAGUUCUCCUAUCCAGCCAUCAUCCAGGCCACUGAUGGAUCAGUCCAUAUCACCUACACCUACAACAAUUCUCAGAUCAAGCAUGCCGUGUUUAAGAAGACCCCUUGAUGAAGAAAACUGAGCAUAUUGCAACCGGAUGAUCGUGUUUAAUUGAUCUGAACACACCUUCUCAUGGAUUAUAUUAUAUCUCCCAGCUUUGGUUCCUAUAUAUGCAUUAUUGUCAUAGUAGUUAGGAUGGCUUAUCCAUCUCAUCGAUCGACUGAAUGUGUGUGUGUUGUGGAUUAUCACCUUUGGUUCGAACCUCUAAAGAUAAUGUCUUGUACUUGUAUGAGCAUUGAUGAUGUCUUUGCAAUAGAUUAUAAAUAACACCUAAAAAUGUUUGAUAACUUAGCAAAAUGUUAAAACAGAUAAAACUAGAAUGUCCUA
Cuscuta campestris is the source of this 1706-nucleotide messenger RNA. The record is from the annotation of a GenBank genome assembly. NCBI's taxonomy places the organism in Eukaryota, Viridiplantae, Streptophyta, Magnoliopsida, Solanales, Convolvulaceae.